This is a messenger RNA of Drosophila pseudoobscura, 1899 nucleotides long. RefSeq lists its product as uncharacterized. The record is from RefSeq and is a predicted model, not a curated record. NCBI's taxonomy places the organism in Eukaryota, Metazoa, Arthropoda, Insecta, Diptera, Drosophilidae. The coding region runs from base 750 to 1874 and encodes 374 amino acids. The transcript is spliced from 5 exons.
UUUGUGUCGUGUGUGUAUUUUCAGAGAAAGAAGAAGAAUCAAAACAAAACAAAAGAAUCGGAUGCGGAAAUCCUGCCUGCUGAUGUCUAUGUGGCGAUGCUUGUUCAGCUCCAGCAAGGAAAUAGACGAGAUUUUCCGUCAUGUCAUGAAACACGACGAAAGGUAUAUCCCUAAAGGCAAGCCCUCUGUGUGGCGGACGGACAAUGACCCCCGGAAUGCCCAAGAUUCCCACUGUCCAGGUGAACAUUGUAGAGGAUCGGGUGAUUGAUGCCAUCCAUGUCAGUGGGGCCACGAGUGUUUCCCUGCCAGGACAGCCUCUUCCGAGCCUGCUACGCAGCUGAUAAUGACGCGCUACCGCAGCCUGCUCGCUCGCUCUUCAGUUUCCUGGAGCUCGGUCGCAGCAAGAUCGCGGAGAUCUGGAGGUGAACUUCUCACUGAAGGAGACCGACAACAAAGGCGGCCGAGCCGAGCCGGGAGGCGCCCUUUGCAAGGUCGUCCAGAUGCAUCAGCUUGAGGAAGAGUCAAGUGACUGCGUUUUUCGUCUGCAAAAAUGAACUUGGCAAACACACACAUACACAUACACACAUGAACAGCAUCGUGAGAAUUAUUUACUGCAAUGUAAAUAAACUGUUUUUGGAUUCCCAAAUACUUAACAACAAAUGCUGCUCGUCUCGGCCGCAGAGAAUGGCCGAGCCGAAGCAAAGCACAAACGAUGGCAACAAUAACAACAACACAAUCGUCGAUGGUCGAUGCUGUCUGGAUGGAUGAGCCAACGCUCUGCACCGCCUCUCACUCGCUCAAUGAUCACUGGCCGGUCGCGAUCACGAUCUCCGAUCUCCAGUUCCAUUUUCCGUGCCAUUUGGAUGGUUUUUAGUUCGCGGCCAAUUGCCACAGCAAUUAAAUCGUUCGAAAUGGCUGCCCCCGCAGCAGCCCCAGCAUCCGUUAAACGCCUGCCAGACCCAGACCCAAAGAUUGCUGCAGUCGCAGCCAUGCCCAAAAUAACAAUUACAAGCAGCAGCACCACCAGCAGCAGCAGCAGCAGUAGAGGUGCCGCUGUGCCCAAAUCUCCAGAUGGUCUUACCGCCUUGGUGGCCAAAAAGAGUCUCACCUCCAUGUCCGAUGAGGAAAUUAUUCAGGAGAAUCUCAAGGAAAUACUGGAUCUUAAAUCCCGCGAGGAGCGCAAAGCCAAUGGACGCCUGGUGGCCGUCAUUGUUUGUUUUCUGGUGAUCUUUCUGGCCAUUUAUCAUGCCUGGAUACAGGAUGCCCUGGCUGGGGUCCUGGUGCCGGCCGGCAUAAUGCUGUCCUAUUUCGCUUGGGUCGUGGUCCUGGCCAAAAGGGAUAAGCACAAACGUGCCAUGUUUGAAAAGCAUAUCGAGGAGGUGGCCAUGAAGAACAAGAGCGAACUGGAGGAGAAGCAUUCCCGAAUGAAGCACUCUCACGGCCACGGCCACGGACACGGACACACGGUCACCGCCAUGAAUGCGGACCAGCAGAGCUGCAGCGGCAGUGCCUCGAGCAGUCUGCACUACGUUAACGAACUGCUGCCAAAUGGAGAGCACCGCAAGAAACAGCGCCGCCACAGACAGCGGCACGGGGAGGGGGAGAGGCCAGGACGUGCGCACCGUGCGACUGGUGCCACCACAGAGGCAACGGUGCAUCGCAGCGGAGGGGCCAAGAGGCCCAGCAUUAGACAGAAGCUGUUCGGCCAGAGCAUCGCGCAUGUGAAGCUGGUGGAGACGCAAAGCGACAGCAUGGACUCAACGGGCGGCGGCCCCACUGCUCCCACUGGUCCCAGCAGCGAGAAGCGCAAGAGGCUGCAGCGCAUGGACAACCUGCCCAUGCCCCAGGUGGUGCGCAUGAGCUCGGCGCCAUAGAAUAGAGUAGAGUAGAGGAAGGGAU